Molecule: messenger RNA, 2830 nt
Organism: Asterias rubens (European starfish)
Lineage: Eukaryota; Metazoa; Echinodermata; Asteroidea; Forcipulatida; Asteriidae
Product: protein tyrosine phosphatase domain-containing protein 1-like
Exons: 13
Coding region: 252-2600 (782 amino acids)
Biological process (GO): cilium assembly; protein dephosphorylation
Molecular function (GO): protein tyrosine phosphatase activity; protein tyrosine/serine/threonine phosphatase activity
Source: RefSeq, a predicted model, not a curated record
UCGUUUUGAUUACAAAUUCCUAGUACAUAGGCCGGAGACCCAGAUAAACAAAUGGCAGCUAAGUAAGACAUCAUCUCGGCUGAGGGUUAAUCAAGUCAUUCUGCCGAAUAAUUUGCAAUUGUUUCUCCAAGAAAAAAUGGAUACAAGAUAACCAUGCUGUGAUGAGGUAACGUGGUGUCCUGCCUGCUCCUUGUAGUAACCCCCCCCCCCAAGACUCUCACAAGUUUAACAAGUGCAGCAUCCUCAUCAAGAUGAAGUCCUCCACAGUCGACAGCCAACAUCCCUCGGAGUCUGGCUCCCAUAUCAGCUCAAUCCAACGACCAACGGCUAAGUAUGGCAAGCUAUCAAACACCGUUAGGCAGAUUACACCAGGCCCCUGGCAGUGUGCCAUGUUCUGUGGAGGAAAGAACUGCAAACAUGACACCCCAGCCAGGUGGACAGAGCAAGAAAUGGCACUUAAUGGACUAAAUUCAUCUUGGGUUGGUGAUGAUAUUUUAGCAAUGGCUAGGCCAUCAUCAGAAGCACUAGAGAAAUUCAGCAUCGUGGAACAAUUUAUUCAGAAUGGCAUCAAGUCAGUAAUCAACCUCCAGAGACCAGGGGAGCAUUCCAGCUGCGGCAAUCCGCUGCAGAGCAGUGGGUUCUCAUAUGAACCUCAACAGUUUAUGGAAAAAGAUGUCUUUUUCUAUAACUUUGGUUGGGAUGACUACGGUAUACGCUCUCUGCCUUCCAUUCUGGACAUGGUCAAAGUUAUGUCCUUCGCCUUGAAACAAGGAAAGGUUGCAGUACAUUGCCAUGCCGGUCUGGGACGUACAGGAGUUCUUAUAGCUUGCUAUCUUAUAUAUGAGCAACGAAUGGAAGGGGAUAACGCAAUACAGUUUGUACGAGAAAAACGAGCUGGUUCUAUACAGACUCCUGGACAGAUUGAAUGUUGCCAGCAGUUUGCAAAGUUUCUCAUUCCAUUCAGGGUUGUGUUUUCAUUAUGUGAUCCUUGUGCGUACCCUUUCACUCUGGACCAGUUCCUGAUCAGACAGAAGCUAAUGCUGCAUGGCUACGAGGCUCGAGAAUUAAAACAUCUACCAAAGAUUGUGUGUGUUGUGUGCAAUCGACUAAGUGUACUUGCCUCCUGUGUGACUAACCAGCAACCGAGAGGACGUCAUGAGAACAUAGAUAUGUUAAAGAAAACAGCACCAGGUGCGUUCCCAAGCCAGAGGGAAUCACAAAGCCAGCGAGAAUCACAAAGUAACAACCCGGGAAGCCCAAGGAAUAGGCGAAGAGUGAAUGACGUACCUACUAAUAACAAGCUACCCCCACUGAGACAGAGAAGCAGUAGCCUAGAGAAUGUUACCCAGGACAGCCUAGGUAUCCCUCAACCCAAUGAGUCUGCAUUACGAGGGCGUGUUAGUCCCAUGCUGGACUACCGACGUAACACCAACAAUGGCAGCGUUGCAUCGAGUGUCUCUAGUUCAGAUGACGAUCGUAGUGUCACCGCUGAGGUUUCCCCGCGACAGAACGCUCAGUUUGUGAGGAGUCACGGUAACGCUCACUCGACGUUAAAGGCCGCUAAUUCAAGUUCCUCUGGGCGGGUGUCGCUAUCGAUGACAAAGCGUUCCUCGUUGACGUUAUCAACGUUAUUGAUUCAUGAUUCACAAGGCAGCGAUGAUGUUUUGAGGGUCGGUACAGCCAUGGCUUUUGAUGCAUCAUUGUUAGAGACCGGUACCAACCAGAAUGAAUUAUCACAUGUAUUGCAGAGCGUCCAACGUCGAGUAGAUUCAUUACAGCAAAAUAUAAAUCGCAGCACGUCAGCUUGGGAGAUUGUGUCUACUGAAGAGGACCCAUUCGUCCUCGCGAUGCUUUUAUGGUCAUGGCUUGAACACUUGCAGAAACCUUUUCUAAGUAAGGCUGACAUCAAGAAGUUGGAAACAGAUUUUGACGAGGAUGAGCCGGCAGUGGCAUUCAAGACCUUGAAUAGAAGUGUGAAACACACACUGGACUGUAUUCUGAAGACAGUGUCCAAACUUCCCUUGUACCAGCCCCACCUCCAACGAAUGGAACAUUCCAUCCUGGUUCGAAUCAUCAAAGCUUCAACACACCUUCCAACAGCCCAUCUAGUGGACGAGGACCAUUCCACCGAACAGCAAGGUGAGGAUGGUGAAGACACUUUCUCACUCCAUAAUCUCCUGGUGAUGUUUAAGAUGUACGUAUCUUAUUUAAGAUCCUCUAAUGUGGAUGAUACACUCUCUAUGAACUCCCAAGACUCAAGUGUGUACUCGGUGAGCAACAAUAGGGCCCAAAACUCGCCCACUAAGGAAACUCAUAAGAAAGCCCCUAGAGAUAAGAAAAGGCUCAACAAACUGGCGGGUACUUCGAUUCCAGAUGAGGGUAGUGAAGGGAGCCCUAGAGACCAUGCAAGAGGUUUUCAUCCUGGUCAAGAUACCGGAGAGAGUUGUAGCUCAGACCCCUCCUCCAAGGCCCUCUUGAAAGACAAUCUACAGAGAAGAAAACUAAGAGGUAUUCAAAAACCUUUGAUUUCCAAGGCAGAUGGGAGCAGCGAUGAACCCACCCCAUUGCCAAGGAAAUCGACUUUACCUCCGAUCUUCUGAUGUCGAGUUUUGACUGAAUGGAUUUUCUCUGUGGGAAACUUUGAAAAAGUUUCUUCAUUUUGUAGAUAAUUGCUUGAAGUUUUGAAUACUUAGAUCUAUAGACCAACUUAUUGUGAAUAACCUGUAAAGAUGUUAUCGGCCGUUACUGUGAGGCAAAUCAUAGGCAUCUUCAACCAGAGUUGUUGACACAACUACACAAAUCACCAGCCUGACCUGAGCUACUCAAACCU